AAGAAGAAAGAGAAAAACAGAAAACAUACUGUAUGUUUACAUAUAUACCUCCGUGUUUCAAAAGGAUAUGCAUUUUCAGCGCUCUAUAUUUCCAUUUCCUCAAUGUCAUUGAAUACACAGCAACAAAGACAAUGAGUAAGGAAGAUUUCAUUCAAGAUAAAAGAUCUUCUGCUCACAGGAACAGAUCGUGUCUAUAAACUGUCAGUUCAGAAUAAUGGCCAGCAAUGAAGGUGAUGCUAAUGUCCAUUUGAAACAGGAACAAUUUCUUAUCAAAGUGAAUCUCUGAAGUGUUUGACCAACGGAAGCAAGAAUUUUUUUUUUUUUGACUUGUGAUCUAGAUUGUGGGUGGGCGUAUGGCCAGGAAGUUCAUAAUUCGUGUGCAGAUGUGUCACACACACUGAGCGCAGCGACAUGUUUUUAAAAUGGACUACAAACUGUCUUUUAUUUUUGAUUUUAAUUUAUCUUCCACACACAGGCGGAGAGAAUGUUUCCACAGUAAUCAAAGGAGAAACUGUGGAUCUGCUCUGCCACUUGCCCAGUAACGACACUGGACAAUUGAAUGUAGUGUGGACAAAAAAUAGUACAAAUAGUGCCACUACUUGUGAAUUGGAUGAUUAAUAACGGUAGUAUAUCUUCCUUAAAUAACUGUGAUCCUCGUUUUACAUUAACCAGAGAGCCUUUAAGAGUACAAAUAAAAGAUGCUCAGCCCAGUGACUCUGGUUAUCACAGCUGUAAAACUACAAGAAUAAUUCCACCACCAUCAUUGGAUUACUCCACAAAUAUGACACUCCAAGUAGUUGUUCCACGUCUGUCAUUGCAGAAACUGAACAGCAGUAAUGACACCUGUGUCCAUCUGCUCUGCUCUAUUGAGAGUCUGCAGUCUAAGCAGGUGAACUUCACCUGGAGCCGGGGUCAAAGGUCACUUCAUCCAUUCACAUCUAAUGCCACGGAGAGCGAGCUGCGUCUGUGUAAACCUGACUGGAGUGAAGGAGACAUAAUCACCUGUUACGCCAGCUACUCAAGAACACAAACCAAUACAAGUAUACAACUCAAACCAGAGACAUCUGCUGACAAAGAUCAGCUCAUCCUGAUCAUCUCAUGCAGUGCUGCUGCAGGCCUCAUCCUCUGCAUCAUCCUCACAGUUGUUAUUUGCAAAUGCAGAAAUCGAGACGAAAAUGGAUCUAUGGUGUUCAGCAAUAAAGUCUAUGAGAACUUCAGUUUCGCCAUGUUCCGUCAGAACGCGCAGUCCAAUGACAAACCACAGCCAGAAGAGUGUAUUUAUGAGAACUAGCUGCUGCUGCUGCUUACAGUACAUACUGUAACCUUUGCUUUAAAGCCAGAUCGGCCCAGUUUUUAUGAAGGCAAAAGUGUGUUAAGUGGUUUUGCUAAGAUAUUUGAUGGUGCACUGCGAAUGUGAAGCAAACGGUCACUGCUUGUUUACAAUCAAUAUUUUUCAAGUGACUCUUUUCAUUGUGUUUGAGCACUGCAGGUGCACUGGACUAUUAUGUCUGUUAAAUUAAUUCAAUUAAAUUAUGAUAAUGAGCAGGGGCCACAUAUCUGUUUUCUCAGAUACAAAGGCAUUUUUUAAGUCUCUCUUAGCACUUUUUGUUGUAAUCUUUUUUUGGGUUGCAAUGAAAAAUGCAAAAAAUAAUUUUAGUUCACAUAGCUUGAGCAAAGUUAUCUUCUAUGGUUUAUUUAGUGAAGAUUUAUAUAUUUAGAAACUUUGGUCCUUUUAGCACAGGGUGCCUGACAGAUCUGAAAUUAAACUUCUCUAAUUUGUCUCAGUGUGAAUUUUAGAUUGUACUCUUAUUUAUUUUAUUCAAUGUUUGUAAAGUACAGUAUGUAUGAGUCAGUCAUUUGUUAGAAUGUUUCUAUUAAUUUCCUCUUUGUAACAUGUAUAAUCAUUAUAUAAAAAGGGGUCCAGAUGGGAUCCAGAUGACGUGUUACGUGUUACUGUUGACUGUUCAUAACCAAUGCUUUACUUAAGGAGGUAAUCAGCACCUCAACCCAUAUCACAGCAUGAGACAAUGUGAGAUGCAAAACGCACCAUGUUUUCCAUUAAGAGAGAGAUGAGUGUCUCAUUUUUAUGAAGACAUUUAUAAAAUAUUAUAGAUAAAUAUGAAUAUGUCGUAAUAAAACAGCAGCAAGGAACCAAAACUCCAUCGGUGACAGAAAUGGAGAAAAAAAAAAACCUU
This is a messenger RNA of Carassius auratus (goldfish), 2195 nucleotides long. RefSeq lists its product as uncharacterized. The record is from RefSeq and is a predicted model, not a curated record. The transcript has 5 exons. The coding region runs from base 611 to 1291 and encodes 226 amino acids. Lineage: Eukaryota; Metazoa; Chordata; Actinopteri; Cypriniformes; Cyprinidae.